AUGUUAAAAUAUAUUGUUAUUAUUAAUAGAACAGGUCAAACAAGAUUAUCAAGAUUUUAUGAUGAAUCACUUCAAAGAGAUAAAACAAAUUUAUGUAACGAAAUCUAUCGUAAAUGUAUUACUGCAUCAGAGCAAAGUAAUGUUGUGUAUGAAUGUCGUGACCAUCGGUUUGUGAUGAGAAGAUUUGCUUCAAUCUUUGUUAUUGUUGGAUUUGAUGAAGAAGAAAAUGAAUUGGCGAUUUAUGAAUUUAUUCAUUUUCUAGUUCAGAUAUAUGACCUUUUAUUUGAUAAUGCAUGCGAGAUUGAUAUUAUUUCACGAAUUGAUGAUGCAUUAUGGGUCAUUGACACAAUUGUAUGUGAUGGGUUGAUAAUGAACACAAAUAGAGAAGCAAUAUUAGAAGAAUGUAAUUACAUGAAAGAAAAGAGUUCAAUAUAUUCAUUUAAAUCUCAAUUAAUUUGA
Messenger RNA from Entamoeba nuttalli P19, 459 nucleotides. RefSeq names its product clathrin adaptor complex small chain, putative. The transcript has 3 exons. NCBI's taxonomy places the organism in Eukaryota, Evosea, Mastigamoebida, Endamoebidae. Gene Ontology annotation, biological process: vesicle-mediated transport; protein transport. The record is from RefSeq and is a predicted model, not a curated record. Bases 1 to 459 code for a protein of 152 amino acids. Gene Ontology annotation, cellular component: intracellular membrane-bounded organelle.